CUCUCCUCCGCCAUCUCCGCUUUCAUCACCAUCUGUCCCAAGCGCAACCAUGCGCCGCACACUCCUUUCUCUCCUCCUUCUCCCCCUGUCUCUCGCGACAGACUGGGCCGCUGCCUCCGCCUCCGCGCGCGACGGUGUCGUCUCUCUCACCGCCGAGACAUUUGACGAGCUCACAUCCCCCGAUCGCGAAUGGGGCGCAACCAUCGUCCUCACUGCCCUGCCCGCAGGAUACAAGUGUGCGCCAUGCCACGACUUUGAUCCUGUCUACCGGGCCGUCGCGCGCAGCUGGCGCCGCAAGCCUGCCAGCGUGCGCGACCAGCACGUAUUCGCUGAGCUCGACUUCGCGAAUGGCCAGGAGGUGUUCCAGCGCCUCGGGCUGACUAGUGCGCCGACCGUGUUCUACUACCCUCCCGCGGCGGGCGAGCGGAAGGCGGCCAAGACGGGUGCUGUCAACUUUGACCUGAACCGCGCUGGCCUCGGAGUUCCCCCCCUCCACGCCUGGGUCAAGUCCACGACCCCCGAGCCGUUCGACAUGUACAUGCCCAAGUCCCCCGUCCCCUUCAUUCUCGCGCCCCUUCUCCUCGCCAUGGCGCUGUAUGCGGGCUACACGGCACGCGCAGUCCUCCUCCCCGUCCUCACCAGCCGCAUCGUUUGGGGCGUCGCUACCACCCUACUCUGCAUCCUCUUCACGAGCGGAUACAUGUGGAACAAGAUCAAGAACGCGCCCUACGUCCAGGCCGGUCCCGGCGGGCGCGUGUCCUGGGUCGCGGGCGGAUACCAGAACCAGCUCGGCCUCGAGUCGCAGGUCGUUGGUGCACUGUACGGCGUACUCGCUCUCACCGUCGUCGUGCUUUCCGUGUUCAUCCCCGCGCAGAGCUCGCCCGCCAAGCAGCGCGUCGGGACGUAUCUCUGGCUCGCGCUGCUCAUCGUCCUCUUCUCCCUCCUUAUCCGGCUGUUCAAGCUCAAGAACGGCGGGUAUCCUUUCGGGCUGCUUUAGCGAGGCGAGCUUUGCAGAGGGUCCGAAGGCGCAUAGAGAAAAGCAUAGAGAAUGCACAUUUGCCGCAG
Messenger RNA from Cutaneotrichosporon oleaginosum, 1065 nucleotides. RefSeq lists its product as uncharacterized. Gene Ontology annotation, cellular component: oligosaccharyltransferase complex. Lineage: Eukaryota; Fungi; Basidiomycota; Tremellomycetes; Trichosporonales; Trichosporonaceae. The record is from RefSeq and is a predicted model, not a curated record.